This is a messenger RNA of Peronospora matthiolae, 213 nucleotides long. NCBI's taxonomy places the organism in Eukaryota, Oomycota, Peronosporomycetes, Peronosporales, Peronosporaceae. The record is from the annotation of a GenBank genome assembly.
AUGCACGUGCGCUCCGGGGUGGCCGCUGGUCGCCACGCGCUCUCGCCGUCGCUUUCAAGUGGUCCGUCGAUCGGUCUUUCGGCCAAUAAUCGGCCAGUCGAUGGGUUUCGUGAUGACGAAGCGAGUGCGACGGCUGCAGUCAACAAAGACCGAGAUUCGAAUGAGAGAGAGCGAGCGAGCGACAGUAGCGGGAGUGGGAUGACCAGCAGCUGA